Dipodomys ordii (Ord's kangaroo rat) is the source of this 2018-nucleotide messenger RNA. RefSeq names its product de-etiolated homolog 1 (Arabidopsis) (gene Det1). Gene Ontology annotation, biological process: positive regulation of proteasomal ubiquitin-dependent protein catabolic process; protein ubiquitination. The coding region runs from base 13 to 1665 and encodes 550 amino acids. The record is from RefSeq and is a predicted model, not a curated record. Gene Ontology annotation, molecular function: ubiquitin-like ligase-substrate adaptor activity; ubiquitin protein ligase binding. Gene Ontology annotation, cellular component: cullin-RING ubiquitin ligase complex; nucleus. The transcript has 4 exons. NCBI's taxonomy places the organism in Eukaryota, Metazoa, Chordata, Mammalia, Rodentia, Heteromyidae.
AGAGAUGUGAUCAUGGAUUAUCAUGUCUCCACCAUUAAACCCCGGAGAAUCCAGAACCAGAACGUCAUUCACCGCCUGGAGCGCCGGCGCAUCAGCUCCGGCCGGGCGGGGACCCACUGGCACCAGGUCCGCGUGUUCCACCAGAACGUCUUCCCCAGCUUCACCGUCGUCAACGUGGAGAAGCCCCCGUGCUUCCUGCGCAAGUUCUCCCCCGACGGCCGCUACUUCAUCGCCUUCUCCUCCGACCAGACGUCUCUCGAGAUCUACGAGUACCAGGGCUGCCAGGCGGCGGAGGACCUCCUGCAGGGGUACGAGGGGGAGAUCCUGUCCAACGGCAACGACCAGCGCUCCGUCAACAUCCGGGGCCGGCUCUUCGAGCGCUUUUUUGUCCUGCUGCAUAUAACCAAUGUGGCCGCCAACGGGGAGCACCUGAACCGGGAGUGCAGCCUGUUCACGGAUGACUGCCGCUGCGUCAUCGUGGGCUCAGCCGCCUACCUCCCCGACGAGCCACACCCCCCCUUCUACGAGGUGUACCGGAACAGCGAGUCCGUGACCCCCAACCCCCGGUCCCCCCUCGAGGACUACUCCCUCCACAUCAUCGACCUUCACACCGGACGUCUGUGUGACACACGCACCUUCAAGUGCGACAAAGUGGUCCUGUCGCACAACCAAGGGCUGUACCUGUACAAGAACAUCCUGGCCAUCCUGUCAGUGCAGCAGCAGACCAUCCACGUCUUCCAGGUGACCCCCGAGGGCACCUUCAUCGACGUGCGCACCAUCGGCCGCUUCUGCUAUGAGGACGACCUGCUCACCGUGUCCGCCGUCUUCCCCGAGGUGCAGCGGGACGGCCAGGCGGGCACUGCCAGCCCCUUCCGGGACCCCUUCAUCAACUCCCUGAAGCACCGCCUGCUGGUGUACCUGUGGCGGCGUGCGCAGCAGGACGGGAGCGCCAUGGCCAAGCGGCGCUUCUUCCAGUACUUUGACCAGCUGCGGCAGCUGCGCAUGUGGAAGAUGCAGCUGCUGGACGAGCGGCACCUGCUCAUCAAGUACACCAGCGAGGACGUGGCCACGCUGCGGGCCACGGACCCGUCCCAGGCAUCUUUCUUUGUGGUGUACAAUAUGGUGACCACCGAGGUGAUUGCUGUGUUUGAGAACACCUCGGACGAGCUUCUGGAGCUCUUUGAGAACUUCUGUGACCUCUUCCGCAAUGCCACCCUGCACAGCGAAGUCCAGUUCCCUUGCUCGGCCUCCAGCAACAACUCUGCAAGGCAGAUCCAACGCCGGUUCAAAGAUACAAUCAUCAACGCCAAAUACGGAGGGCACACGGAGGCGGUGCGUCGGCUGCUGGGCCAGCUCCCCAUCAGCGCACAGUCCUACAGCGGGAGCCCCUACCUGGACCUGUCUCUCUUCAGCUACGAUGACAAGUGGGUGUCAGUCAUGGAGCGGCCCAAGACCUGUGGCGAUCACCCCAUCAGAUUCUAUGCCCGGGACUCUGGCCUACUCAAGUUUGAGAUUCAGGCGGGCUUGCUGGGCCGGCCCGUCAACCACACCGUGCGCCGCCUUGUUGCCUUCACCUUUCACCCCUUUGAGCCCUUUGCCAUCUCUGUGCAGAGGACCAACGCCGAGUACGUCGUCAACUUCCAUAUGCGGCACUGCUGCACCUAGGGGCCGGCCUUGCCUGGUUGGGCCGCUGGGGUGGGGUGGGGGCGUCCAGGACUCCGCCCCGGACUCUGGGGGCAGGCAAGCUCAUGGACUUUGCAUCAGGGGUGGCCCCGGGUCCCCUGGUCUGCUCCUGGCGCAGAUGUCCAGCGCCGCUCAAGUCCCCUGGAGUUUGUUCAGCAUUUCACUGCUGCAAAGAUGAGAGAGCUCUGCUUCGUCCCUCAGGGCACUUGCUCAGCACUGUGGCUGUGUGUCCCGGUGCAGGUGAACUGCGUCUCCUCCCACAGACCCAACAGCGGGGGCAGGUUUUUUUUUUUUUAAUAGGAAAAUAAAUGAAGCCUUGGUAUUUUCUUACUGAA